Molecule: messenger RNA, 842 nt
Organism: Closterium sp. NIES-67
Lineage: Eukaryota; Viridiplantae; Streptophyta; Zygnematophyceae; Desmidiales; Closteriaceae
Source: the annotation of a GenBank genome assembly
UUACACUAGUCGAUGACCACUCGCGCCGUAGCAGCAGCAGCAGAGCAGCAGCAGCAGAAGCAGCAGCAGCACCAGAAGGAGCAGCAGACUCAGCAGCAGCAGCAGCACCAGAAGGAGCAGCAGACUCAGCAGCAGCAGCAGCAGCAGCAGUAUCAGCAGCUGAAGGAGCAGCAGCAGCAGCAGCAGCAACAGCGGCAGCAGCAGCAGUGGCAGCAGCAGCGGCGGCAGCAGCAGCAACAGCAACAGCAGCAGCAGCAGAAGGAGCAGCAGCAGCAACAGCAGCAGCAGCAGCAGCAGCAGCAGCAGCACCGCGUCGUGGCGGGCGCCCACGUGGCGGCCGCACCAACCCUCAGGGAGGGGGUGGAGGUGGCGGUUGUGGGGGCAGCGGAGCCGGCGGCGGUGGUGGCGGGGUCGAGGGUGGCAGCAGUGGUGGUGGUGGAGGCAGUGGUGGCUCAUCUGGUAGCCGUGGGCACCGGUGACAUUUACGACCCAGCUGUCCCUGACUCCCCUGCUCACUCUGCCUCAUCGCAGCAGCAGCAGCAGCAGCAGCAGCAGCAGCAGCAGCAGCAGCAGCAGCAGCAGCAGAAGGAGCAGCAGCAGCAGCAGCAACAGCAGCAGCAGCAGGUGCAGCAGCAGCAGCAGGUGCAGCAGCAGCAGCGGAUGGAGCAGCAGCAGCAGCAGCAGCAGGAGGUGCAGCAGCGGAUGGAGCAGCAGCAGCAGCAGCAGCAGCAACCGCAGGCACUGCAGCAACAGCAGCUGCAGCAGGAGGCAUGAGGAGCUGUUUAACCUUCACGCGGUCUGCCAAUUUCUCUCUCACAUCUUCCCGGACAUUACUGACUGCC